This is a messenger RNA of Macadamia integrifolia, 989 nucleotides long. RefSeq lists its product as uncharacterized. The transcript is spliced from 3 exons. Bases 291 to 821 code for a protein of 176 amino acids. Gene Ontology annotation, biological process: mitochondrial translation. Gene Ontology annotation, cellular component: ribosome; mitochondrial large ribosomal subunit. Gene Ontology annotation, molecular function: structural constituent of ribosome. The record is from RefSeq and is a predicted model, not a curated record. Lineage: Eukaryota; Viridiplantae; Streptophyta; Magnoliopsida; Proteales; Proteaceae.
GAAUUCAAGGGUGUUGUGAACCCUAUUACACACUUUUCUCUUAGAACACGACCAGGGAAGAGAAGCAGAGGAAAUGAGAGCAAGAUCUCCCACUUCUUUCAUCGUCUUUUAUCUGCCGUUGGCGAGGUGAUGCGAUCGGUCCCUCUCUCUUUCUCUCCCUCUCUCUGCUAAUUUUUCUUGUAGUUUUCAGCUUUACUGUUGUUCCAGCGAGAGAGAGGUCGAGGUCGAGGUCGAGGUCGAGGUUCCUCUGUGCACGAAGUAGUCAGAUCAUCAACAAAAAAGGAAGCAACAUGGGCAGCAGGUUGGGAAGACGGGUCAUUCAUUUUGCUAAUCUCCCUAUUAAGCUUCUCAUGCCAUCAACUUUCAGCAACAUCAAAGAAAUUGCACUCAAAACUAUCCCUUCAGCUUCAAAGAUCGAAAUUAAGAGAGUUCUUGAAUCAUUGUAUGGCUUUGAAGUUGAGAAGGUCCAAACCCUAAACAUGGAAGGGAAGAAGAAGAAGAGAGGUGGACUCCUGAUUGCAAAACCAGAUUACAAGAAAGCCUAUGUAACCCUAAAGAAUCCAUUAUCCAUCUCUCCUGAUCUCUUUCCGAUGCGCAUAAUUGAGGAGGAGAGGCAAAGAAUGAAUAAGCAGUCAAAGUCAAGCAUUGUUGAGGAAAAGGAAGUGAAAUCUCAUUGGCUUGAUGGCAUCGGCGACAACAGCAGAUUUAAGCCUGAGAAGCAACCAAGCAAGCAGGGAAGACGUGGUGGUCGUGGUGCUUUUGGUGAUACCAAUACUGGGACUACUAAAUUCCCUUGGAGUAGCAUGCAUUCAUCCAAGUAAUUUGUCUUCAUAAUUAAAGAAAGCUUCUUUUCUAUAUUUUCCUGUAGCUUUGAUUGUGGAAUUCUCAAGGUGUUGAUUUGAGCGAUCAUUUUGUUCUUGGAUUAAGUUGACGCAGGUGAGCGGACUUCAUUUUAAUCAGAAAAUAAUUGAAUAUCUUUAUUCAGUGAG